Messenger RNA from Aspergillus pseudonomiae, 2037 nucleotides. RefSeq lists its product as uncharacterized. The transcript has 2 exons. Bases 370 to 1851 code for a protein of 493 amino acids. NCBI's taxonomy places the organism in Eukaryota, Fungi, Ascomycota, Eurotiomycetes, Eurotiales, Aspergillaceae. The record is from RefSeq and is a predicted model, not a curated record.
AGCCCCCAAAGCGACGCUGACACGCCGAGUGUUCUUACUGGAAACAUCGUGGAACUCUGGACAUUAGUAUCGUGCUUGGAUGCUAUGGUAUACUGCCUGCUCUACUUCCAUACUUUGUUGAAUGAGAACGAUCAGCUGGCCAAGUUCAUUGCAUUCAACCCUUUGCCAUGCCGUCAUCGACAACGGAACGACGCACCCUCCAAAAGCAACGGCCGCGGCAGAGGCGAUGGGCCCCCCAUGUGAGAACAGGGUGCAGAACUUGCAAGAUUCGGAAGACAAAGUGUGACGAGGGCAGACCAAGGUGAGUGACAAGACGGCCGGCUGCCCUCUGAGUGAGACCGUUUUUAUGUAGGUCCUUGACUUACCACGAUGAGUAGUUGUCUAAAGUGCCGCUCAACAGGGCGCAUUUGCGAUGGCUAUGAGGAUAUAGUAAACGACGAGCUGCAUGCCUACGCUCUGUCACAGGGGCCAUCUACCUGGGACUUUCUUUCUCAGGAUGGAGGAGAGAACGAGAACUUCUUCUUUUUCCGUUCGGUCACUACUUUCACCUUGGCUGGAUCCUUCGACACCGACUUUUGGUCUCAUCGGCUAUUGCAGGUCUCCCAUCAUUAUCCAGCUCUCCGGCAUGGCAUGGCCGCACUGGCAUGCAUCCAUCGGGAGUAUGCGACCGAUAGCACCCCUUCUACUCAGUCACGUAUUGGGGAGAGUCGAAAUAUGGAGUUUGCAUUGAGACAGACGAACAAAUCCAUUCAAGCCCUUUUGAAGCUGCUGUCGGAACCUGUGCUAAGUAACCAGGAUAAGAUGGUGGUGCUAGCCACCUGCAUUCUUUACACCUGUAUGUGUAGCCUCCAGGGCCGUCAGUACCAGGCCUUUAUGCAUAUCAACAACGGAUUAAAGCUUUUUCAUCAGUGGGGAGUUGGGGAGAAACUUAACAGUCAGCCCGCCGCUUGGAAGGGAGCUGAUAUGCUUUUACUGGCGUUCAUCCGGUUCGACUCACAGGUGCGUCCAUACUUAGUGGGCCAAACCGCCUCUCUAAGUUGGAACAAUAAUCAAAUCGCUCCAUCACCCAGUACAGCCCCUUUCACCAGUUUACUCGAGGCGUACGUGUCAUUGGAGGCAUUGUUCAAUCGCGUCAUGCGGUUCUUCCUCGGCCAAGACACCAAGGACCCGUGUGUGCAAUCCAGGGCCGCGGAAAAAGAGAUGUAUAUACAGCUCCUGCAUGAUUGGGACACACGUCUAGCCCUCCUUUUAAGCACCACCUCCAAGUCAGAGGAUGGUAGAGCUUUGGAUGUCCUUUCAACCCGACGCAAGUUUGCCAAAGUUCUUCUAUGCACAGACCCAACUCAAAGUGAGCUAGCCCCGGACGCUCUCCUCAACGAUUGCGUCGACAUGAUUGAAGCCAUUACCCGGCUUCUGGAUGAUUCAAACCAGCAAGCGCUGCGGCAAUACCAACAUGCCGAGAAGGCCACAUCCGCAAACUUCAGUUUGGACACUGGAAUCGUCGAGCCCCUAUUCUGGGUCGGGGUCAAAUGUCGUGAGCCUACUAUCCGGCGUCGGGCGUUAGAUAUUUUGCAGCGGUAUCCUCGCCGGGAGGGAAUCUGUGAGGGAAUGAUAGCGGGAAAGAUAGUCGCCAAGGCCAUCGAGAUUGAGGAAUCUGGAUGUCCACAAGCGCUAGCUGAUAUGGGUACCACCAGUCCUUGUACCCAGGGGCAAUGGAUUUGCGAAAUCCAUCGCGUGGCUUCAUGGGAGUUCAAUCUGGUCACCGAGCGGCUGGUGCGUGUUGUGUUGAGGACUGUCGAGGACUGGGCCUUGUCACGUCCAGGGACUGAAUUUACCACCUCUUGGUGGUAGGACGUUACAUGAUAUGAAUGGAUCUACGAUUGAUUGUACGACACGUACAAUAUCGAAUUGGUAUCCUCGCACAGUCAUAUUACCCUAAACUCGAUCCAUAAAUCAUUUGAACUUCUUUUCGAGACUGUAAAGAACUAAAAUAACCUUCCGUGUUCCCCCAGUUCUUCAACAUCUAUGUCUAGAGUU